Molecule: messenger RNA, 2830 nt
Organism: Musa acuminata subsp. malaccensis (wild Malaysian banana)
Lineage: Eukaryota; Viridiplantae; Streptophyta; Magnoliopsida; Zingiberales; Musaceae
Product: isoamylase 3, chloroplastic
Biological process (GO): glycogen catabolic process
Molecular function (GO): hydrolase activity, hydrolyzing O-glycosyl compounds
Source: RefSeq, a predicted model, not a curated record
GCUCAUCUCUCAACGAAGACGAAAGAUCACUAUUAAGUGGCAUUUUCGGUGAUCGGAAGCCACCGUCUCUCUCCCCUUUCAUCUUCUUUUUGUUUCCUUCGAUCUCUCAAUGCAGUGAUCGGAAUCCACCGUCUCUCUCCCUUUUUAUCUUCUUUUUGUUUCCUUCGAUCUCUCAAAUGGAAUCCGUUCUUUUACCCGGCCGCACUCAAGCGAUAAAGCAUCCCUGUUCGUCCUUCUCUUCUCUUAGUUGUCGAAACAAUGUUCGAUUUCUCGCGUCGAUGCCCUCCUCCACCCGCCGCCUCCGAGUCUUACGAAACGAGAUGGGAUUGAGAUUUAGUAAAGCUAAAAUUGCUUCAGGGUGGCAAAGGAUAAUCAGCAAGGUCAGAGAAAGAUAUAUGGUUAAGCCUGGAAAUGUUUUUGGCCAUAGCGUUGAAGAAUCUUUGGUAGAGGAGAAGGUUACACCAAUGUUGGGGACUGAUGUUCCAUUGAAAUAUUCUCCUGGCAUGGCCUUUCCGCUUGGAGCUUCAGAGGCUGAAAAUGGAAUUAACUUUGCUAUAUUUUCUCGACAUGCUUCAUGUGUCACACUUUGCUUGUCAAAUUUUGGGAGGGAAAAGAGUCAGGAAAUAUGUGAUGGGAUGGUUGAGAUUGCACUGGAUCCUGAGAAGAAUAAAACUGGGGAUGUGUGGCACAUUUGUGUUGAGGGUUUAUCAAGAUCUGGCAUUCUUUAUGGAUACCGAAUUGAUGGCCCUCAGAAAAGGGAACAAGGGCAUGGUUUUGACAACAGCAUUGUUCUUCUUGACCCCUAUGCAAAACUUGUUUCUGGUAGGAAAUGGUUUGGGGAUGUUGCAAAUAAGAUGUCCAAGUUUCUUGGAACUUAUGACUUUGAAAGCAUGCCUUUUGACUGGGGUCCUGAUUACAAGCUGCCUAAUAUACCUGAGACAGAUCUUGUGAUAUACGAAAUGAAUGUUCGGGCAUUUACAGCUGAUGAAUCAAGUGAAUUGGAUCCAGAAGUUCGUGGCAGCUAUCUUGGUGUUAUUGAAAAAAUCCCACAUUUAUUGGAACUUGGAAUCAAUGCUGUGGAGCUCUUGCCAGUUUUUGAGUUUGAUGAACUCGAAUUUCAGAGGUACCCAAAUCCCAGAGAUCACAUGAUUAACACCUGGGGCUACUCCACCUUAAACUUUUUUGCCCCCAUGAGCCGAUAUGCUAGUGCUGGUGGUGGACCAUUGGUUGCUUCUCAUGAGUUCAAACAGAUGGUGAAAGCUUUGCACAAUGCUGGCAUUGAGGUCAUUUUGGAUGUUGUCUAUAACCAUACUAAUGAAGCUAAUGAUCGUCAUCCUUAUACUUCUUCCUUUCGUGGUGUUGACAAUAAGGUUUAUUACAUGUUGGAUCCCGAUAAUGGUGCUAAGUACUUGAAUUUUUCAGGCUGUGGAAAUACAUUAAACUGCAAUCACCCUGUCGUCAUGGAACUUAUUCUUGACAGUUUAAGACAUUGGGUUAACGAGUACCAUGUCGAUGGAUUCCGGUUUGACCUUGCAAGUAUUCUUUGCCGAGGGACCGAUGGUUCUCCUCUUAAUUCACCUCCAUUAGCCAAGGCAAUUGCUAAAGAUGCUGUACUUUCAAGGUGUAAGAUAAUUGCUGAACCAUGGGACUGUGGAGGACUUUAUCUUGUGGGAAAUUUUCCAAAUUGGGACCGGUGGGCCGAAUGGAAUGGAAAGUACCGUGAUGAUAUUCGAAGAUUCAUGAAGGGUGAUUGUGGUAUGAAAGGGACCUUUGCAACUCGUAUAUCUGGAUCUGCUGACCUCUACCAGGUGAACAAGCGCAAACCCUACCACAGUAUCAAUUUUGUGAUAGCACAUGAUGGGUUUACACUGUGUGAUCUUGUUUCUUACAAUUUCAAGCAUAAUGAUGCUAACGGGGAAGGUGGCAAAGAUGGAAGCAAUGACAAUUUUAGCUGGAAUUGUGGUGUUGAAGGAGAAACGGAUGAUGUUGAUAUUAUAGGUCUUCGCUCACGGCAAAUGAAGAACUUCCAUUUGGCCUUAAUGAUCUCUCAGGGAACACCAAUGAUGCUAAUGGGGGAUGAAUAUGGCCAUACACGUUAUGGAAACAAUAAUAGCUAUGGACAUGACACUUCCAUAAACCAUUUUCAGUGGAAACAGUUGGAAGAAAGAAGGGGCGGUCAUUUUAGAUUUUUCUGUGAGAUGAUUAAAUUUCGCUGCAAGCAUCCCAUGUUGCGACAAGACAGAUUUCUUACCAAAAAUGAUGUUGCAUGGCAUGAAGACAACUGGAGCAACCAGGAGAGCAAAUUCUUAGCAUUUACGCUUCAUGAUGAUCAGUUUGGAGGGGACAUCUAUUUGGCUUUUAAUGCUCAUGAUUAUUAUGUCAAAGCUGCAGUACCUUCACCACCACAUAAGAAGAGAUGGCACCGAGUGGUUGACACAAAUCUGGAAUCUCCCAAAGAUUUUGUUCCCGAAGGUGUACCAUUCAGCAACACCAGCUACAAUGUCGCUUCAUAUUCUGCAGUUCUCCUUGAGGCAAAGCCAUGAUCCUGUGACAUUUGUUCUCCAGAAUCAUGAUCAAUAAAGGACUCCCACUGUUUGACAAAUUCCUGCCUAAGGGUUAGUCAGUCCAUCUGCUGACAUUAUAUAGGAGGUCAGAGAGGGAGACGAAGGAGAAUUAAAAAGGAGAGAGGCAGGGGGUUGGAUUGAAGGGAAUUAUCUGCUAUAACUAUCCCAUAAAUAAAUUUUAGAAAAUUGACACAUAAUAAGAAAUAAUGUUCUGAACUUUUGCCCUUUCUCUUAUUUAGAGUCAGGUGUUUAAUCUUCUUCUCACA